AUGAUAGGUAUAGUGACGAAAAAGUCACAUCGAGGUUUCUCAAUUGUUAGAAAUGAGCAAAAGUUCAACUUGCCGAAACGUUACAAUUAUAGCCGUUCUAUCGCAUCAUACAUAACAGAACUAGGAGGGCAUAGAUUAUGGGUACUAAGCGGCAAGACCCUUUAUGAUUUUGACUUGGAUAAAGUCGAAAGAGGCGCCUACAAUACAAGUAAUCCAUUAAUAUAUAAGAUACCAGAUAAGCACAGAUUCAAGACAAAAAAAAUCUGA
This is a messenger RNA of Cylicocyclus nassatus, 267 nucleotides long. The record is from the annotation of a GenBank genome assembly. Lineage: Eukaryota; Metazoa; Nematoda; Chromadorea; Rhabditida; Strongylidae.